AUGUUUACUCAUAACAAGAAUCUUUACUUACAAAAAAAACUAUUACAUUUAGAGUUUAAUUUAGAAACAAGACUUUUAGAUAAGUGUGUGGAAAGAGCAAGAAAUGUAGAAACCAUAGCUAUAAAUGUAGAACCAAAACCUUUAACCCCUGACCAACCCAAUAUACCAGUUAAAAAUUGUGAUGUUACCAGACGUCCUUUAGGAUUUGGUAGAAAUGGAGUAUUAAAAAUUAAAAGAGAUCUUCAUGAUAAAGAUUGUAAUAUAAGAGUAGCUGCUUUGAGUACAUUACUGGAAUUAUUUAGAAAUCCAGAAAUUAUUUAUACGGGUAUUAAUCAGGGGUUUGUGUAUGCAUUGGUCGAUUUAACAUUGGAAGAAAUGCCAUACAUAAGAGAAAGAUCAUUAAUGGUACUAUCCAUAAUUGCUACUGUAAAUGAAGGAAAAAAUAAAAUAGUAAAUAAUUCUAGGCUUCUCCAAAAUUUUAAAGAUCUUUUAAAUGAUGAUAAUAUUCUUGUCAGAUAUCAGUUAGCAGUUCUGCUUAAAGAGGUUUCCGAAUCGUGGGAAGCAUCUUUAAUUUUACAAGAUAAUAAUUUUAUUAAAUAUAUAAUGGAAAGGUUGGAUAUUGAUCCAACUGAAAUAAAAAUUCUUCAUUUAAACGCCUUAAAAAAUCUCAUGUAUUGCCAAGGUGCAUGUCAGGCCAUUCAUAUCCUAAAUGCCUACGCAGUUUUUUGCAAAUUUCUGGAGGAUGACAAUAAAUAUAUUUUGGAAGGCGCCUUGGAGUGUUUGAGAGAACUAACAACUACCAAAGAAGGUCGAAACUUGGCAUACAAAAAUAACCUUUUGUUUAAACUUAAUGACCUUAUACACGAUCCCCGCCCUGAGGUUCAUAUAGCUGCUGCAGGAGUUAUGAUGAACGUCACAAUCAAACUAAAGACUAAAAUAGUUGCCUUUGAAUUCAAAAAUUUGCCAUUACGACUAAUUAACUUGGCACAGAACAAUCUUAAUCCGCGUAUUCAAUUAUUCUGUUUAGAAACAUUGUAUAAUAUAUGCGAAUAUCCUAAAAUAAGAAAACAAAUACAAACCAAAUAUGAGAAGGAGUUUUCCAAAAUUAAAGUUUCUAGUGAACUUUUGGAUAUAAAAAAGAAAUUACAAUCUGUACUUUAUUGGAAUGAAUAA
This is a messenger RNA of Brassicogethes aeneus, 1173 nucleotides long. NCBI's taxonomy places the organism in Eukaryota, Metazoa, Arthropoda, Insecta, Coleoptera, Nitidulidae. The record is from the annotation of a GenBank genome assembly.